AUGAAUAAUUUUGAAGACUCUUCAAGUGGGAUUGGCGUAGGAUCAAUCGUGGGGAAUAAAUUUAGAUUAGAAGAAAAGUUAGGAUAGGGCUCGUUCGGCAUGAUAUUUAAAUGCAUUAAUUUAGAGAAUUAAGAAGUUUAUGCGAUGAAAAUGGAAAAAAGAAAUUAACGUCAUUCAAGCAUGCUUGUGAGAGAAAUUAAAGUAAUGAUGGAAUUAAAAAAUGAAUUUGGGUAUGCGAGAAUGAUAACAUAUGGCAAAGAUGAAGAUUAUAAUUAUGUAGUUAUGACUAAUUUAGGUAAAAAUUUGGAUAGCAUCUUAAAGAAAUGUGGAUAACGCUUUUCUUUAGCAACCUGUAUGAAUAUUGCAGAACAAAUGAUUACUAGAUUAGAAGUCCUGCAUAAUCACAAUCUAAUACACAGAGAUAUAAAGCCAGAAAAUUUUGUAAUCGGACCAGAUCGCAGUUUUAAUCAGGUUUAUUUGAUAGAUUUCGGCUUGGCUAAAUAUUACAAGGAUAGCGAAGGAAAUCAUAUUCCUGUGGUUGAAAAGAAAGGAAUGAUAGGUACUGCUAGAUAUGCAAGUAUCAAUGCUCACUAAGGACUUGAACAAUCGAGAAGAGAUGAUUUAGAAGCUCUUGGAUAUGUUUUACUUUAUUUCAUUAGAGGAAAACUUCCAUGGUAGCAAAUAUACGCAGAGACAAAAGAUGAAAAAUAUGAGAAAAUAAAAAACAUGAAAAUGAAUUAUCCUCUCGAGCAAUUAUGUGAAGGAUGCCCAAACGAACUAGUGUAGUAUCUAAGAAUGGUCAAAAAGCUUGAAUUCACUGAGCAGCCAAAUUAUGCAGCACUAAAAGCCCUAUUCAAAAAGGUUAUUACUGAUAAAAAACUAGAAAUCCAGUCUUAAAAUGUUGACUGGGAAAACUUGCCAGACUAUCGCCAUCGCAAAAAAUUUCAAACACCCCAAGAUCUCCCUUAACAGACAAGCCAGAAGGAAAUAGCAUCGCGACAGUAAUAGCUACGGCAAUAGUAGCAGUUAUUUUAAUAGCAAUAAUCUUUAUAAAAGCUCCAAUCUAAAGAAUUAUUGAAUUAAAAUAACGCUGGUGGAGCAGGAGGUCCUGCUGGAGGGGGAGAAAUAACAGAAAACAAAAAGGUAUAGAAAAUUACUUCGUAAAAUAAUAUUCCAAGCGCUUUGUAAAAUAAUGAAAAACAAAACUAAAACAAUCAAAAAGCUACCAUUCAAACAGAAAAUAUCCAUAAUUCUCAUAGCAAAUAAAAUAUAGACCAUAAAAAAUAAUCAAUUUUAUAAUAAUAAUAAUAAUAACAAUAAUAAUAACAAUAACAACUAUAAUAACAAUAAUAAUAACAAUAAUAAACAUAAUAAAGUAACAAUUAUCAAGCCUCGGCUUCAUAAGAAUUUUCUAAAUAACUUUAAAGCCAAAAUCAAAUUGGUAACAUUAAUAAUAUAUCACCUCCUGGUGGGCCAUAAAAGAAUACAAGCUUAGUUAAUGCUUUGCACUCACCUGAAACAGGAAAAUUUGGAGGAGAAUCAAAAACUAAUGCAAUUAAUGACAGUGCUUUGGAAAAAAAUAUAAAUAAUGAAAAAAAUAGCAAAAAUGCUGGAAGCACUUUGGUUAAUAUUAUAAACUAAAAUGGAAAUCAUCAACAAGGUUCGAAUAAUUAAAUUAAUAAUAGAGAAGUCAGUGUUAGUAUCUUAAAUAAUCAUCCUAAUUUCUAGCUUAAUUCUUCACAAAAUAAUUCUAUUAAUGGAUUACAACAUUCUAACAAUAGUCCUGUAAACAAUCCUAAUAGCAGUACUCUUAUCGGAAACGGUUUGCAUGAAAAACGUAACAGCUUUUUACAUGCAAUUAAUUAAAUGCAUGGAAACAGUAAUAAUCUAUUAACUGUACCAACAAAAGAUGUAGCUUCAUUAUCUGUCACAUCGAUAACCGGAACUAGUAAAUUGAAUAAUUACUCAGGAUCUGAUAGCGAUGAUAUAGUAGAUGAAGGGGGUAUUCAAUUCUCAGGAGACAUGAUUAAUAAGAAUGCAAGCCCUUUGACGACUUCAGAUAUUAGAAAAGACAUUAGAACAAGAAGUCUUGUUAUUAGAUAAAGUCAACUGGACAUUGGUGAGCUAGAUUUGAAUAGAUUUCAUGACCAUAGCUCAAGCUAAAGCAAGAAAGUGCAUCAAGUGGGUAACUCUAUGAAUCAUCAGUAAAAUGGCUAUUCACACUCAGCCUUAGAUAACUAUGUAAAGCAUGAAGAAAAUUAUGAUGAUAGAGGUAAUUUUCAUCAGCAUAGUGAGUAAAUUUCCCCAAGAAGGCAAACGAAUGGCAAAAAAUCUUCACAACAACAUAAUGAAAAUAAUUCAAAGUAAAGCUAAACAACUUCAAGCCAAAAGAUGCAAAACUAAGGUAUGUUUAACAGUGGAAACUCAUAUAAGCAAUAUGCCUCUGCAGAAGAAAUAAAAGAACAUUAAGAUGAGGAAAACAAUAGCAACACAAGAAAUAUAAAAAACUACAAAACUCAAUUUACACCAAUUACAGAAGUCAAAGAAUCAACUUACAAAUCUUUCAAAACCAAAACUUCUAAGGCAUCCUUCAUAGGAGAAAACAUUACAGAAUCGUUAUAUGAUUAUCCUAUAAUGAUUAAUAUCAUGCCAAUAAAAAGAGCAUUCUUAAAGAAAAAUUGA
Messenger RNA from Tetrahymena thermophila SB210, 2682 nucleotides. Its product is annotated as kinase domain protein. The record is from RefSeq and is a predicted model, not a curated record. Gene Ontology annotation, biological process: endocytosis; signal transduction; peptidyl-serine phosphorylation. Gene Ontology annotation, cellular component: cytoplasm; nucleus. Lineage: Eukaryota; Ciliophora; Oligohymenophorea; Hymenostomatida; Tetrahymenidae. The transcript is spliced from 2 exons. Gene Ontology annotation, molecular function: ATP binding; protein serine/threonine kinase activity.